AUGCUGUGGCACCAGACCAGGUUCUUCACGUUCGCUGAGGUCCAAGGGGAGCCUCUCAACGUUGCAAUCAACGUGCUGGUGCAAGAGGGCCUCGCCGACACGUUCAGUAGAAUCACAUCGAAUUCGGGGAUUUCCACGGUUGAUUGGUUCCGAUCGAUGGUCUUGACAAGCGUGGCUGCUAAACUCACCGCUGCUGACUCCAAGCCCAACCAGGAGCAGGCCAUCAACGAAUUAACGGAUGACGUAUACAAGACGAUUGAAAUCAUCCACCCUGCCUUCAUAGCCCACGUUGGCGAUUGCAAUGACUCCUUGGUCCAUUUCGCGAACAUCCUGGUCGCCAGCCGCGAUUGCGACAGGGUCACCUCCAGCAAGAUCGGCCAGGCCAUCGACUACAUGGAGAAGCAGAAGCACAUGUCGAAGAUCAAGGACGCCUUCCACUUCACCGCCGUCGGGUCGGCUGCCUUGGCAUCAUGCCAACACCAGCUGGCAUUGACUGCCAAGGACGACCUUGGCGACAAGAAGAUCGAUCGGGCCCUCGAGAUCUUGAACGACUUCGCCUCGUUCCCAACGUUGCUUCGCUCCCUGGAGGAGCUCCCAUCCGAACCUACGACGCUCGAGGUGGAGAAUUUCGGUGUCGUCAAGACUGGCGAAGCCUUCUCCGCGAUCGACGAGUCCACCGACCACUUGUUCGAGGCCACGAAGCUAUGGGACAAGAGGCGAUGCGAAGAGCAGGCGCCGAAAGUCGCCGAGUACAUGGACACAGCGAUCUUCGCCCUUUCGGAUAUCGACUGCAUCGUCACGGCGUUCCUCUCAGCCGUUUUUGCCAAGGGUGGCCUUGAUGUUUUGCAGCGAGCGGUCGGUGUUCAAUCGCUGCCAGCAAGUAUCACCCUUCCGGACUACGAGAAGAUGUCCCAGACCGUGCAGAAGCAUUAUUUCAACGACCAUGGCUUGCAAAUCACCUGCGAACGCCUGAUGAAGAUUGUGGGCCAGUUUCCGCACGGUUUGAAGGAAGCCCUCGCGACGAAUGCGAAUACUUACCUCGGCCACCUCACGUCCAUCGUCAAGAACGUCCAGAGCCGCAACAACAUCAAGGAUAUGGUCGAGCGCAUGGGCGCCGUGCAGGCGUUGAGAGAGAGCGGCCCUGCCUUGGAUGAGUGGCUGCUCAAGCAGCUGACAGGGGAUGAGAAAUCCACAUUCUUGCAGUCGGCCUUGGAAGUUGCGAACGCCUCGGACACCAUCGAAAACUUCUCCAUGCACAAGAUCUGCCCCGACGGAUCGCCGACUGCGCUUUGUGUCGUGAAGUUCCCAGAUCAGCCCGACUUCGAGGACAUCUCUGCCAACCUCCAAGUUGCAUUCGGAUUGCCACAGAAGGUCAAGAGCUUACCGCUGGCAUCACAUAUGAGUGCUGUAUUGGGUGGCGCUUUGGGGACCUCAGUUGACAAGUUCAUGGGCGCCGUUCGCAUCAGCGACAUCACCGUGGAAGUAGCCUUCGACUCGACUCCCGACUGGUGGAAAGAUAUCGUUUCCUUCUGCUCGCCCCUGUUCCUCCAGUACGCCUCGGAGACCGUUGGGAAGGCCGUUGCUUCUGAUGAGUACCGCUGGGAAUGCGACGGGGCCAGGAUGGCGUUGCACAACAUCUCCGAGGUGAUUGACGUUCCGAAGAUCAAGUACCAGUACCAGCGCGACGGGGUUUCUUGGGACAACGACCGUCAGAUGGUCGUCCGCCUCGCGGAGAUCUGGUGCGAUGUUCACAAGGUCACUGCUGGCCUCGGGUACCUCUCCCAGCGCUAUCUCAACCGCCGAGGUGGUGCCAACUCCGCUACCGCAGUCUUCGAAGAGAACGGGUUCAAGAAAGAUAUCACUUCCUGCAUCGAAUUCUGCCGCGACUACAUCGCAGGUGGCACUGAGAGGAUGGAGGCUCUGGAGGACCACCACGGCGCGGACAUCGGCUCGGUGCGUCCGCGCUUGUCCAUGUUGCUGAACUAUUUCCACGGGCUCAACUGUGCCAUCGACGCUACUUGCAAGGCUCUCUUUGACCGCCUUUGGGAUUCAACGGUAGCGGAAGGCAAGGAGCUCCAGAAUGUCACCCCGAUGAUUGACGACAUCGUCAACGAUACACGGUUUAACAGAAAUAUGGCUCGGACCCACCUCCACAAUCACCAGAGCAAGGAAGCCCUCGGCGAGAAGUCAGUCAAGGUGUACCGCAUGCUCAGCGCCGUUGGCUACUGGCACAGGACGUGGGGGAUCCAGCCUCCGAUGCAGGAUGACGUAACCACGAAAGAGAGCAUCGAUAUGAUCAACACGAUCUAUAUGAAAGCCCGUAAGGCAUUGACUGUCAUCGCAGCUUUGAAUGUGAUAUUUUCCCUCAAGGGUAAAGUAAAAUGUGAGCAGGCUUCUUUUCUGUUGGACUCCAAGCGCCCAGAUAUUCCAGAAUCGAUGGUUGCCGAUCUCCAGAAGGCGAGGUCGACGUGA
This is a messenger RNA of Prorocentrum cordatum, 2472 nucleotides long. The record is from the annotation of a GenBank genome assembly. NCBI's taxonomy places the organism in Eukaryota, Dinophyceae, Prorocentrales, Prorocentraceae.